Molecule: messenger RNA, 6719 nt
Organism: Cephus cinctus (wheat stem sawfly)
Lineage: Eukaryota; Metazoa; Arthropoda; Insecta; Hymenoptera; Cephidae
Gene: form3
Exons: 26
Coding region: 375-5642 (1755 amino acids)
Biological process (GO): cellular component organization
Molecular function (GO): actin binding
Source: RefSeq, a predicted model, not a curated record
GAUCUCUACGUAUCCCAUGCUGGUUCAUGAUGACGAUACCCCACCGUACUACGUUCAACACGGCACAGGAAACAGGGCCGUACUCGGCUCAUGUGGCACAAGAUCACAUAAGGCCCAACUGAAAAGAAGUUAGUGGUGGGACCAGUGCAAAGAAGUGAUUACGCAUGCGUCGCAGCUGUCGCGCGGGCUACGGGCUCCUUCCAUCUCUCGUUCGUCUUCGCGCUCCUGAAACGCAGUUUCCGCGAAUCGGUGCUCCAGGAAAUAAGUGUGCUGUGAUGUUGAGUGUUGAGUUAAGAGUUCACCCGGGGUUACGUAUGGGUACAUGAAAAAGUGAAGAAGACUGGGAGGUUAGUCGUCUCACAAAUGCAGUCAAAAUGGAUUCCAACGUUGGUCUUGAUUAUAUUGUGGAUAAUCCAGAUUACUGUAUCAAAUUAGCGUCGGCCCUGGACACUGCUUGCUCUUCCGUUAAGAAACAAGUAGUUGAACUACUGUCAGCUUUAUGCGUCUACAGUCAAGAUGGCCGACAACGCACUAUCGAUACUCUGCAUAUAUAUCAGGAACGUAAAGGAGAACGUUAUCGGCUACGAGUCGUGGUCGAUGAGCUGCAGAAAGCAACUGCCGAGGAUUAUCAGACUGCUUUGCUGGCAUUCAUCAACUGUCUGGUGAUUUCUACACCCAUCCUCAAGGACCGGGUUAGAAUUCGCAAUGAGUUCAUCGGUCUCAAGCUUCUACCGAUACUGAACGAGCUACGAAAAGAAAAGAGUCACGUGCCGGACUUGCGGGUGCAGCUGGAUGUUUUCGAUGAUCAAAGAGAGUCGGAUGAAGAAUUAUCAAACCACGGUCCACCAGGAAUUGAUCUUUCGUCUCACGUGGACGUCUUCUACGCCAUCCUUGGUCAGAUUGCAGACACUCCUCAGGAAAUACCCUUUCUAAGUAUUCUCCAGCAUCUCUUGAGAUUGGAUCCUAAGGAGGCUGCAAGUGAUCUGGCUUGGGACACUGCAGAGACCCUCGUUCAUCGUGCUACACUGUUAGAGAGUCGUGAGGACGCUACCAAAUUACUGAGGUCACCCAGUCUUCAGACUAGUCUGUGCUGCCACUGCCGGGGUACGGAUCAAACCUGUGGAUCCACUAGGAAGGCUUCAGUACCAGCAAACAUCCCAGCAGCACCCUUACCACCGCCCUUACCAGCAACAUCAGGGAUCCCACCACCACCACCACCAGGUCCUGUAUUACCUCCACCACCUCCGCCGCCACUCCUGGCGAACGCAUCCAACCCCGAUGUGCCUAUGGAACCGCCACGUCCACCACCCUUGCACGUACCCCAGAUUUCUCGUGCGCCAACUCCGGAUCCACCUAAUAACAAUGCCAAACUCCUGCCCCAGCAAGAAAUACCCACCCCCAAGACGAAGAUGAAAACCAUCAACUGGAACAAGAUACCCAAUCACAAGGUGAUCGGCAAGAGAAAUAUCUGGUCGCUGGUUGCCAACGAGCAUCAAAAUUCACCAAUGGCUGAUCUUGAUUGGGCGGAAAUGGAGGGUUUAUUUUGUCAGCAAGUUCCUCCUAUGUUACCUCCUGCUGCUUGCUCCUCGGCAUAUGGCACUGGAAUGGACGCGGAGAGACGUCGUCGUGAACCCACUGAGAUCGCGCUACUAGACGGAAAAAGGAGUUUGAAUGUCAAUAUUUUCUUGAAACAAUUUCGAAGCUCCAAUGAAGAUAUCAUUCAGCUAAUCAAAGAUGGUGGCCAUGACGAUAUCGGUGCUGAAAAAUUACGGGGUUUAUUGAAAAUAUUACCUGAGGUCGACGAGCUCGAGAUGCUUAAGAGUUUCGAUGGCGACAAAUCGAAACUUGGAAAUGCUGAGAAAUUUUUCUUGCAGUUAAUACAAGUGCCUAACUACAAAUUGCGUAUCGAGUGUAUGUUGCUAAAGGAGGAAUUCGCUGCGAAUAUGAGUUAUUUGGAACCGAGUAUAAAUUCAAUGAUACUGGCUGGAGAGGAUCUGAUGACCAAUAAACCACUACAGGAAGUACUGUACAUGGUUUUGGUAGCUGGAAACUUUCUUAAUUCGGGUGGAUAUGCUGGAAAUGCGGCAGGAGUCAAAUUAUCCUCUUUACAGAAGUUAACAGAAAUACGAGCUAAUAAGCCGGGGAUGAAUUUAAUCCAUUACGUCGCAUUGCAAGCAGAAAGGAAAAGAAAGGAUCUGUUAAAUUUUGCUAGAAAUAUGAGCGCGCUGGAAUCAGCAACAAAGACCACUGUCGAACAGCUGAACAACGAGUUCAACUCUUUGGACACUAAAAUCAAGAAAAUCAAAAACCAAAUAAAUUUACCAUCCACGGAGACCGACAUUCAGGAACAGAUGGCUCAAUUUUUGCAGAUGGCAGAACGUGAGAUGUCCGAGCUUAAACGAGACAUGGAAGAACUCGAAGCCGUAAGACAGACUUUGGCAGAAUUUUUCUGCGAGGACACAAACACGUUCAAGGUGGAAGAAUGUUUCCGUGUUUUUCAUCAAUUUUGUCAGAAAUUUAAUCAGGCCGUAGCUGAAAAUGAAAGGCGAAGAAUACAAGAAGAUCAAGCCAUAGCAAGACGCAAGCAGCGGGAGGAACAACUGAUGGCUAGAAAACGUCUUUUAAGCAAUCAAGCCGAAACUCCAGGCUCUGAAUCCGAAUGUAAUCUUAUGGACUAUGGGCUUUUUGAUAUUCACACUGGUUUGCCACACAAACAGUAUGGACGCGGAGACGCUAAGAUUAAAAGACUGCAGAAUGGAGGGGUUACUUCGGAUGAAGAUAUUUCAAUAACUGGUUCGCCAAGUAUUCGAAGACGUUUGGGGUCUUGCUCGGGCGGAGCCGAUCAGCAAUCCACCAAAGAAGAUACAUACUCACCCGAUAUCACGCCAAAUGGGACUCUUAGACGUCGUAGAAGUCGCGUUCCAUGCGAGGACGAUGAUGGAAAUCUUAUGGACUUCUUAAGGACAUCCGGACAAGAUAACACUCGAGAAAGAAAAUCCUGGGGCAGCUUAGAUCGUUCUUGGGCACGUCGUGCACGAGGACAGCCUCGACGUGGUGAUCUUUUGAAUGCAGAUUUCUCAGGAGACAGAGAGAGGCCAAGUUCACCUUCGCCUCUUGUGGAGAGCAAGCCGUUUUUACAAGAAGAGGAAGUCAAGCCCACAGGGAAAGCGUGGAGGCAAAAAAUCGAGGCUUGGUUAUCCGAAAACGAGAAAGAGGAACGUGCCGGAGAGGAAUUACAAAGGCGGGCAAGGCAAUUGCAGGCUAAUCGAAGAUCCUUCGAGGACUCCGAGAGCGAAGGCAAGAGUUCGAUGAUGAACGCUCUUGUGGAGGAUAAUUCUAUACAUGAAGGAUAUUCAGAAGUUUACGACUGGCGACCUUCGGUCGAGAAAACUGAUGUUAUGCGAACAAUGGAGGCAAUUGAAGAAGCUCAACCGCAUACUUCACAAAAAGAUAAGUCACCAUGGCGAAAAUCAAGUUUAAACGUACCAAACAGCAUGGAAGAAACAGAUCCACGUUAUUCUCGUAGAUUACGAUCUAGACUCAGUACAGAAAAUAUCUUAGGCCCCAGUCCUCUGCAGGCAAUCAGAGAAGAAGAUCGCAAGAAGAAUAGGAUCAACGAUCCUGCGAGUUCAAGUCCUUCGGAUGAACUGACAAUCUACCUUCGGCAACCUUCAUCCGCGUCGCAAGGAGCAGCCGUACGAAGAUUCAAUAAACUCGGCAAGAAGAGUCUGGAAGAGGAUAGAGUCAGCGAUAAGAUUGAAAUUGAUUCAGAUAACAUAGAGACUCCACCGGCUACGAGAAGAGUAUUUAGUCCUCCGAAGGAAGUUAAACCAGUUGAAAGAGAACCUUGUAAGAGAGAACGUUGCAGUAGUUCGAUUCAAGGUCGUGAAGCUUUAAAGCCUGGUAGCACAACUACCGACCUUGGAAACGGUAACUUCGACAGGUAUUCAGCAGCAAGAAGAACGCGAAGGUAUAAAAAGACUCAAGAUCCGCCAGUAGAGAAAGAGAGUCCCAAGCAGGAGGCAUCGAGUCCAGAAGUACUCGAUGAGAAACCACAAAGACCAAGUACAUUGGCCUUGACAGAUGACGUCACAGAGGAAGACGCCAUGUUGCGCGUCUGGCAGGAUAAACUGAAACGUCGCGGCGCUACCAACGACAUCGACGUUGCUUUAGCCGAGAUAGCAAAAUCAGGUGAAGAUCUUCAGUACCUUUCCAGAUCGUCUACGCACAGGAACUCGAGACUCCCGGUAACUCAACCAGCCCCUGUAAUCGCUGUUACGAAUACAGUACUCAGUCCCGUAAUGCAAGAAUCUAGACCACGCGAACCAGCCGCCAUCUUACCGGAAAGAGCUGUGACAAGCCGAGAACGUCACAGAAGUAUGAUUGAUCCUAGCCAGGUAAAGGAAGCAUUAAGACUGACAAAUAAUCCACCGAGUCAAGUCAAUCAAAGCUUGCUUAAAAGUUCUGCGAACGAUCAAGAGCAUCAUCAGCAUCAGUCCCAGGAUCAAACCGACCUGGUGUCCAAUAAUCCAGAAGAUUAUCGUCCACUGAGUCGCCAAGAGGAAACUCAGUCCCCGAGUAUUAUCGACGAGAAGUCAUCCUUGACUCCGAUGAAGCAAUCGUCCAUGUUCAAGAGCCGAUUUAUCCCAGACAUUAGCGUGACAUCAGCGCCGCCCUCGGUGACCUCGCCCCUCCCUACAAAAGCCAAGGAUCAGGAAUUGAAUGACGAAGGAUUUGAGGAGACCCAGAGUCUCGUCUCUGAGACUCUAAGUCAAGGAACAUCUUCAGGGAACUAUGAAACAGACACUCACGACUCCACGCGCUGUUCACCGGCUGAACUCCGGUACACGGCCAAUAAUCAGACAGAUAACAUUGCUAGAUCCGUCAACAAAGAACUGACCAAGCUUAAGGCAUUUGCACCACGUACGGGAUCCAUGAGGAUUCCUGGAGAAAAGACGAGUUACCUGCCAAAGCGUACAGGCAGCCUCAAACGGGAAACACCCAGGAAGAACGAAUCAUCUAAACGCGUGAUACCCGUGUCUUCUGGGAAUCCACCAAGAAACGAGGUCGAGCGUUCAAGUUCACGUAGCAGCUUAAGAAGUUCACGUAGCUCCUUGAACAGCGCCAGUUCGGUAAAUACUGUGAGGAACCUAGCACCGAAUCACGCCCAUCUUGGAAAUUAUACUUCGGCUAUUUGUGCGCUCACCACUGACCUUCGUAAGAGCCCUGCGACCUCACCGAUUCCGCCGUUGACUAAAGAGAACGAGAAGAGACACGGGAAUCCGAGAACUGGGGUUAGUAGAAUUCCUGCCAGCAGAAGCAGCAGCAGUGGUAGCAGCGUCGGUCCAGCCGUAAGAAACGUACGGAAAUCUACAGGGGCGCAUCCUGACGUACCUAAAGGCAGUACCACAAGGAUCCGUCCGAUGGCAGCUUCUCGCAGUAGCAGCAGCGGAAGUAGCGUUGGCCAUCAAGCAAUGGGAUCGACUAAGCAGGCUGCUGAGAAAAUGGCGAAUAAUAAAAGUCGUCUGGUGCAACCACGCGCUGGUCCUCGCAAUCACAGUUUCAUGCGACCCACAGCAGCCAGCGUGAACAAAGGAUCCAUUUCGAAUCUCCCAAAAAGCAUCAAGAGCCUGGUGAAGUAAAAUCAGAAAGGAAAUAACAGGCGCAUAUCAACCGCUGAUAAUCCGACUGACUGACGGAAAAGUAAAGGACGUAGAAACGCUCGCACAUUUACUAAAGUAAAUCAAUCAAACAGCUGUAACGGUCGACAUUUACUAAUUCGCGGUUUAACCAUUUUUAUUAAUCUAUAUAAUAACGUCAAACGCCAUCGUAUAUGCUGACUGCAGUUGAACGUCCUGCCUUGUUUUCUUUUUCAUAUUAUGAAGUUUGUCAAAAAGGAACGCGUAUUUCCUUUUCUUUUUUUAUUCUUUUUUAAAAUGCUCCCCAACGAGCAAGUCCCCAUAGUUACGUUAAAUAAAAUAGCCACACCGGAAACGUUACUCAAACUCGAAACUUUGAUUAACGUGUAUUUAUCAAGACACUAAAAAAAAUAUACAACAUGAUCCUUCGUGUGUUUUGCGUGGCCAUGUUUUAUAUAUAUUAUAUAUAUAUAUAUAUUUUAUACGAAGUGCGUGCGUGCGUGCGUGCGUGCUUUUUCCUGCGUUAAUGCACAUCGUGUCCUGUACUAACGUACGCACAUGUAACUCGUGAUACUCUGUGCAAUUACGAGAAUGAAAAUUGUGAAUUUUUACCCUGUUGCGUAACGCUGAACAAUUUAAAGUCUCAAAUGUUUGUCUUUCUUAUACAUAUAUAUAUAUAUAUAUAUAUAUAUAUAUAUAUAUAUCCUGUUUUUUAUUUCAAGAUUUUUUAUCGGCUUUACACAGAAACAGUUACCUACGUGACGUUCGAAUUUAUCAUCGUUUAUUACCUCGAACGUUAAUCGUCACCUCGCUAGUGUUAGAAAAAUUGUCGAGAUUCACGUGAACCUCGAAAUUUGUCAAAUUUUACAAAAGUUUUCAUGUUCGCCAAGUGAAAGUCAAAUAUUUACACGCUCGUCGAUGCAAUCGGAAUAUAUGUGUGUAACACGUGUAAAAUAAUUCGAUUAACAUAUAUCAAUACCUAAUUUACAUUAUCUGUAUUAUUGGCAUUAUUAAACCUGACUUAUUAUAUGAUUUAUUAAAUUAUCAUUAAGGAAAAUUAAUAAAAAAAUAUCUCAAGGA